UCUGCGCAGACAAGGCGCUAUUACCGAGUCCGCGGGUCCGCUGAGGAUAAGCGCUGCUAACGGCUGUACGGACGGCAUGGCCGCGCGCUCACGGUUCCCGGUCUUCUGCGCGGAGAGGAGAGUUAUAAACACUGCAGAAUAGGAGAUACGCGUGCGCGCACGCCUGUUUCUCUCUGGACGGUGUGAAAGUUGAGCGGUGGACGGCAGCAGCAGCAGCGCUGGGGGAGAGCAUGCAGUGACCGGCAGCCGCUCCGCAGAGACGGUGCCCUAAAGCCGCCCAUGCUCGCCUGAGUCCCGUCGGGUCGCGCGCAGUUUCCUCGGGGUGGUGAGCGCGAGGGGUUCAGGAAUGCCAGGGCUCCUGGCUCUAGCUGGCUUGCUCCUGGUGCUCCUGAUCCCCAGUGCCAGGCCAGAGUCGGCGGAGCUGAGGUUCCAGGGGCAGACAGAGUUCGUGGUGAAUGAGAGUAGCAGAGCAAUAGUGAGGCUGGUGGUGGAGAGGGUGGGAGACCCCAUCAACGUCACCGCUCUUGUGCUGCUGCAGGGUGAGGACACUGGAGACUUUGAGGCCACCACCGCAGCUGCUUUCCUCCUGUCCUCCGAGACCAGCAAAACCAUCUUCAUCGCCGUCAAAGACGAUGACCUACCCGAGGCUGACGAGACCUUCACGUUCAACCUCCGACUCCAGCGCUCGUCUAAUGGCGUGACUGUGGGGACCCCAAACACAGCCACCAUCACCAUCCUGUCCAACGACAAUGCCUUUGGAAUCAUAUCCUUCAACUCAACCACCCUGAUCACUGUGGAGGAGCCGAAGGGCAGAAACCAGUAUGUGCCUCUAACUCUCAUCAGAGAAAAGGGAACUUAUGGAACAGUAACUGUGAAUUUCGAGAUCUCUGGGGGUCCGAACCCGGCCAGUGAAGAUUUGAGUCCUGACAGAGGAAACCUCACGAUUCCUCCUGGACGAGCUGUUGUGGUCUUCAGUGUGCUCAUUCAGGAUGAUAAGAUUCCAGAAGAUGAUGAGAUCUUCACUGUGCAGUUAACAGGAGUUGCAGGAGGUGCCUUACUCAACCCCAACAGAACCGCCGUGCAGAUUAAAAUCUCUCGUAACGAUGCUCCCGUACGCUUCUCCCAGCCCUCCCUGGCUGUGCCUGAGUCAGUGGGCAUCAUAAAUCUGACUGUAACCCGGGGCAGAACUGAAGAUGGCCUCCUGAUUGGCUCCGAUGACCGAGAAGUGUCUGUCGCUUAUGCCAUAGUCACGGGGAACGGAGCGGCCAGUGCCACGCUGUCCGAGGACUUUGUGGACCUCCAGGCUACGAGGACGGUGCUUUUUCCUCGAGGUGUUCAUGAGAAAGUGCUGCAGUUCAACAUCGUUGAUGACCGAGUUCCAGAAAUUGCUGAGUCCUUCCAGGUGCUUCUUCUGGAGGACACUCUGCUGGGUGAUGCUGUUCUGGUGUCUCCCAGCUUCGUGCAGGUUACCAUCGAGCCUAACGACAAGCCUUACGGAGUGCUGUCCAUCAGCAGCCCACCUCCAACACAACCAAUCACCAUUAAUGAAGACACAACUGUGAGGUUUGAAGGCAUUACCAUUGUGAGAAAUGGAGGAACUCAUGGUCUGGUUUCAGUGAAUUGGACCAUAACACGUAACUCCACAGAUCGGACCCCGGUCACCGCUGACCUGUUCCCAGCCUUUGGAACUCUGAGCUUUACUGAAGGGCAGAUGACGGCCAUCUUGCCUUUAAACAUCACUCAAGAUAGUCUUCCUGAAGAGGCAGAGGCGUUCCUUCUCAGACUGAUCCCGAGCUCUGUGCUGGGAGGGGCUGAAGUGGACGAACCAAUGGGGAUGGUGUUCUACAUCCAGGACAGCGAUGAUGUUUACGGACGGUUCGGCUUCCAUCCCAACGAGACCCAAAGUAUUCAGAGCCGUCCUGAUGUUCGCUUCCUGUCCCUGAGCUUCCUGCGGGAGGGGGGCACUCUGGGGGAGGUGCGCUUGGCCUUUACAGUCCUCUACAUCCCUGCCGGCCCUCUGGACCCAGCCAGGGCCCGGGACGGCGUGCUGAACGGCACCAGCGCCAACAGUGUCCUGUUCAGUUCCGGUCAGUCGAAGGUUCAGAUCAUCUUGCCCAUACGCAACGACGCCUUUCUGCAGAAUGGAGCUCACUUCCUUAUACAGCUGGACAGUUUACAGGUGAUCAACAUCACUCCCCUCAUUCCCUCAGUGAGCCCCCGCUUUGGAGGAGCCGUCAACAUCUCCCUACGGAUUACACCCGACAUCGCUAACGGAGAGAUCGGCUUCACCAGCAACCAGACCGUGGUGGCAGUAGAACCUGAAGAAUCAAAUACUAGCGUGAUCAUUCUUCCCCUGAGGAGAGACGGAACAGACGGGCAGGCCGUGGUGUUCUGGAGUGUGAGACCUGUCGGCGAGAACAGAGCGGAUGUCACUAAAGAUGAUCUGUCACAGUUCUCUGGUUCAGUCAUGUUCCUGACGGGACAGAGUGAGGCGAACAUCAGCAUCACCAUUAUGGCUGACAAUGUUCCAGAGAUCAACGAGACGGUGCUCCUCACUCUAGAUAGGGUAGAGACUGCACGCUUUGUAGUGUACUUCGGGACAAAUGUAGAGAACCAGAUUCUGAAGCCCGGUUUCACCAGCCGGGAGAUCGUCAUACUGGAGAAUGAUGACCCUGGUGGAGUCUUUGAGUUCUCGCCUGUGUCUAAAGGCCCCUGGUUCAUUAACGAGGGCGAGACGGUGGAGCUGAGAGUGAUCAGACAGCAGGGGCAGCUGCUGAACCAGCUGGUGAGAUAUACAGUGACCCCCUCCAGAAACGAGGACUUUUACGGAGCUACAGGCAUCCUGGAGUUCCAGCCCGGAGAGAGGGAGGUGGUGGUGGCUCUAGUGGCCAUACCUGAUGGGCUGCCUGAGCUGGACGAGAUGUUCGCAGUUGUUCUCAGCAGCCACAGCACCCCAGCCAGUCGCCUGGGCGCCCGCAGACAGGUCAACAUCACCGUGCAGAAGAGCGACGAUCCGUUCGGGGUCAUUGAGUUCACUCAGCCGGGCUUCAGGUUCUCCAUUAAUGAGAGCAAAGCAAUGGACCUGCAUUCAGCUUCUUACCCCAUCAUGAGAGGGAGGGGUCGCUUUGGGAACGUGUCAGUGCUCUGGAGGAUAGAGCCCACCUACUCAGGGGAUGUAACCCCAUUCCAGGGGGAGGUGGUCUUUGCUGAAGGGGAGUAUCUGAAAAAUCUGACCCUCUACUCCAAGCCAGAUGAGAUACCAGAAGAUAAUGAAGAGUUCACCAUCAUUCUCAUUAAUGCGACUGGAGGAGCGCGUCUGGGAAGUGUUCUGAAUGCGAGUUUACAGAUCAGAAAGAAUGACGACCCCAUUUACUUUGCAGAACCAGCUAUAAGGAGGGUGAGAGAAGGAGGCAUGGCCAACUUUACCAUUCUGCGGGCCGGACUGGCUAAUUUUGUAGCAACAGUUCAGUAUCGCUUUGAAUAUGGAGACUCAUCACCGGGAGACUUCUCUCAGCUGAGUAACGACUUGCUGCUGGUGUUUGAUUAUGGAGAAUGGAUGAAGAACAUUUCAGUGGCUGUAAUGGACGACGACGUCCCGGAAACAGAUGAAGCUUUUUACAUUGUUCUGUUCAACACUACAGGGGAUGCGGUGGUGUACGGACAGGACACAGCUACUGUGGUAAUUGAAGCCAAUGAUGAUUCCAACGGUAUCUUCUCUCUGGAUGACACUCAGAAGCCUGUGGAGGAGGGGAAGACCAACAACUUCCAUGUUAUUAGGAAUAGAGGACAUUUUGGAAACGUCACUGUGUUCUGGCAGCUGUUCGCCAACGACACGCCUCUAGAGCCUCACCAGGAGUUCGUCAACACUUCUGGAUUCAUCGUCUUCACCACCGGAGAGAAGACCAAGCCUAUAGUGCUGGAGGCCAUCUCUGACAAAAUGCCGGAGUUUAAUGAGUUCUAUGAACUUCGCUUGAUGAACAUUUCAGGCGGUUAUCCUGGAGAAGGUGGCAAACUGGCUGACAAGAACCUCAACGCCUCUGUCCUCAUCCCCUUCAACGAUGACCCCUUUGGAGUAUUUGCCAUUGACAAAGACAACCUGGACCAGGAGAUAGCAGAGGACGUCUUAUCUGUGGACGACAUGUCUUCAGUAACGUCUUUCACCAUCCUACGCCAGCAGGGCACGUUCGGAGACGUCCGUCUGGCCUGGGAGAUCCUGUCUGGAGACUUCCCGCAAGGUUUACCACCCAUGGUGGACUUGAUCUUGAUGGCUACGUUCCCACCGGCCGUGAUGCUUCAACCCCAUGCCAGGAGGCACCAUUCUGGAACCGAUGCUCUGUUCUUCUCUGGCCUUGCUGGUGCUUACGGAAGCAUCGGUCCAGAAGUUCAGCCUCAGGAGAUUCCUCACAGCCUGGCCAACUUCACUUUCUCAGCCUGGCUGAUGCCCAGGCCCAAUACGGAUGGGUUUAUUGCUUCAAAGGGCAACGGUAAUGGAACCAUGUAUUACGGAGUGAAGAUCCAGAUCAAUGAGUCUCAUGUUAGUGUAAUGCUUCAUUACACAACCUUAGGAUCUAACAGCACCCAGGUGGCGAGAGCUACAGCGGCGAAGUUCGUGGAAGAUAAUGUAUGGGUCCAUGUCAUCAUUGCCGUGGAAGAUGGAAUUAUCGAGUUUUAUCUGGACGGAAGCCCGAUGCCUGGAGGAAUCAAGAGCCUGAAAGGAGAGGCCGUCUUGAAUGAUGUGGCUCCUAUCCUGAUUGGCUCUGAUCCUGAUGGUCAUCAGCUCUUCACAGGUGUGCUGCAGGACGUGCGUCUCUAUCUCAGCCGUCUGAACCAAUCAGAAAUCCGCGAGCUCCACGGCCAGCCUGCCAAGACCGACCUGCGGAACGUGUCGGGGUACCUGGCGUAUCGCCAGGAGGAGAAGCAGAAGUCGUUUGUGGUGGAAACGCGAGAUGAUCUGGAGGAGGAGGGAGAGGAGGUGUUUUACCUGCAGCUGGUGGCCGUUUACGGUGGAGCCCGAAUACCGUUACCUCGACCCACAGCCAGAAUCAGAGUUAGCAAGAGCGACAACGCUAACGGCCUGUUCGGAUUCACUGGAGCCUGCAUUCCUGAUAUAUCUGAGGAGGGCUCCACCGUGUCGUGUGUAGUGGAGCGCACACGUGGAGCGCUGGACUCCGUGUAUGUAAACUACACUGUGACCCAGCUCGGUUCUCCCGCUGCGGCGUCCGACAGCUCAGACUUCACCAACGCCACCGGCUCCGUCCUCUUCCUGCCGGCUCAGCGCUCUGAGGUUUUGAAUCUGCUGGUGCUGGAUGACGACAUCCCAGAGUUUGAUGAGUUUUUCCAAGUGAGACUGGUCUCGGCUCAGUCUGGAGAUGGAAAACAAGGGUCUACUCCAACCAGCGGAGCCAGCAUUGACCCCGCCAACGCCAUCAACAACAUCACCAUCAAAGCCAGUGACCAUCCCUACGGUCUGCUGCAGUUCCAGACCGCCCCCAUCACUCAGGCUAUGAUCAGACCUGCUGUAGAGGAAGCUCGCAUCACUGUCAGUGAAGAGGCCGGUAUACUCAGACUGCCUGUGGCCAGAGCACAGGGGCUUCUGGGAAGAGUGCUAGUGGCCUAUCGCACAAUCCCAUUAACAGCCAUCAGCCCCAAAGAUUACCAGGACACAGAGGGGCUGCUGGAUUUUCUGCCAGGCGAGAGGCUCAAAUAUAUCAAUGUAUCUAUUAUAGACAACGCAGUUCCAGAGUUGGAUAAAGUGUUUCGAGUGGAACUCUACAACCCAGAGAGAGGAGUGGAUCUGUUUCUUGGUGCGAGCGAGGGAAGUGGAAGUGGAGAGAGUGACCCUGACUUUCUCCUUCCACCCUUUCACUAUCACCAUGCCAACCUUGGAAUUGCUUCUCGCAUUACGGUGACCAUCGCUGCGUCUGAUGAGGCUCAUGGGGUCUUCCAGUUCAGUGCGGACUCUCUGGCUGUGAAUGGGACGGAGCCCGAGGAAGGGCGGAGCACUGUAGUCUUACAGGUUAUUCGUGCAUUUGGAACCUUGUCCAACGUGACCGUAUACUGGGAGGCAGACGCAGACUCAGAGGGGGAACUCAUCUACAGGUCUGGCAACCUGACCUUUAACGUGGGACAGACUGUUGGGAGCAUUUACCUUCUGAUCUCGCAGGACGACGUCCCUGAACUGGACAAGAGCUUCAGAGUCCGUCUUUCCAACAUUUCCCACGGGCGACUCGGGAACCAGACGGCGGCCGCAGUGACGGUGCUGGCUAGCGAUGACCCCUAUGGGCAGUUUGUGUUUGCAGACAGCAGCAGGCCGGUUCGUGUGGCAGAAGCGGACGCUCUGGUCACCCUGACGAUACAAAGGAGGAAAGGGCUGAUGGGAAGGGUGCGAGUCGCUUACAGAACGCUGAGGGAUACGGACCCAGAACCCUUCAGCACACCUGGCGUGGGCAGGGCGAGUGCUGGCAAUGACUUUGUGCCUGUUUCGGCGUCUGUAACGUUCUCAGCCAAUCAGAGUGAAGCCAACAUAACCAUGAAGGUUCUGGAUGAUACGGACCCGGAGAGGGCGGAGUCUGUGUUUGUGGAGCUCAGCAGUGUCACACUGGUGGAGGGCGUGCAGGCAAGACCAGUUGCUGCAUCACCUCGACUCGGUCUGAGGAAUGUCUCAGUGGCUCAGGUCAUUAUAGAGGCCAGUGAUGAUGCCUUUGGCGUGCUUCAGCUCUCCGCCACUGCAGUGAGCGUACCUGAGUAUUAUACAGGACCCAUCAUCAACGUAACACGAACAGGGGGGAUAUUUGCUGACGUGUCCGUCAAGUUCCGUGCAGUACCAAUGACUGCACGUGUUGGUGAGGACUACAGCGUGGCCUCCUCUGAUGUGGUUCUCCUCGAGGGGGAGAGCAGUAAACCCGUCCCCAUCCUCAUCAUCAAUGAUGUGGUGCCUGAACUGGAGGAGACCUUCCGCAUCGAACUUCUCAACCAGACAACAGGUGGAGCAUUCCUGGGAGAACCUUUUCAAGCAAUUAUUACCAUCCUGCCUUCUGAUGACCCGUACGGAUCCUUUGUUUUCCAGGCUGAGCCCGUCACUAUAGAGGAGCCGGGAGUGAACGCAUUUGAAGUCUCCUUUCCCAUCGUGAGGAAUGCGGGGACUAUAGGUUAUGUGGCUGUGCAGUGGCAGGCAACAGUCAAUGGAAGGCCUGCUAUUGGAGACCUCCGACCCACGUCCGGGGAGGUUAGCUUCGCUCCAGGGGAAACCAUGAAGACUCUAAAAGUGGAGGUUUUGGCUGAUGAUGUGCCAGAAAUCGAUGAGAUUAUCAAGAUAGAGCUUACUGGUGCCACAAACGGUGGAAGCAUUGGCGCAGACAAAGCGGUGAGCAUCAUUGUCCCUGCCAAUGACAACCCGUACGGAACAGUGUUCUUUGAGCAAGCGGUGUAUCGAAUUCAGGAGCCUUUGGACGGAGUGCGAAUAGCCAACAUUACAGUUCGAAGAAGUGGAGGUAAUUUCGGUCUUCUAGAGAUCUUAUACAGCACCUUCGAGUUUGACGUAGUGAGUAAUGCUCAGAUAGGCGGCCAAAACUUCCUUAUCUACUUUAAUUCGCCCAUGGCUGGGGCACCCUCCAGUGCCAUCCGACGACCCAUUAACAUCACGUCCGUCAGAGACCCCCGGAACUUCUGUGCAGCCUCCUGCCUUCGAGAACGAGCCUGCCAAGCCUUCACCUUCACCAACACCUCCUCACCAUCGUGCUUCUGGGUGACCGCUGGGGCGAACCAGCUUUCUGCUGCCGCUCAGACUUUCACCUACAUCAAAAACACCACAGCCGCCGCCUUCCUCUUCAGCUCGCAGGCUGUUCCCGGGAGCGACUAUGUGACCAUGACAGGACAGACGGCCGCCAUGCCGGAUGGGUCAAGUGUUGCCAACCUCACCGUGCCAAUUCUGACCGAUUCACUGCCAGAGGUGGAUGAGAGUUUUAUGGUACAGAUCCUGAAGGUUAGUCUGGUUAACAUUACCGUGGCCGCCAAACACCUGCCCACUAUCGGGCAACCAGACACUGCCAGAGUCACCAUUGGGAUGAAUGGAGACGCGUUCGGAGUGUUUGUAAUCUACAGCAUCAGUCCGAACGCUACUGAGAAAGGCCUGUAUCUGGAGGUGAGAGAGGAGCCGGGUACGAGAGUGCCGCUGGUCAUUGAGAGGACCGGGGGCAGUUUAGGUCAGGUGACGGUGGAGUGGAUGUUCAUUGGAGGCAGCGCGAAGCCCAGUGAGGACUUUAAUGGCACUGGAGAGACGCUCAUAUUUGCAGAAGGGGAUGUGAAGAAGACCCUCGACUUCUUCAUCACAGACGACACCGAGCCUGAGGAUAACGAGACCCUACGCAUCGGUUUGGUGAGGACGGAGGGCGGCAGCCGUAUUCUACCCAGCUCUGAUACUGUCACCAUCCUCAUCCUCGCCAAUGACUACGCAGCAGGCCUGGUGGGCUUCAGCCCGGCCUCCAGAUCAGUUAUAGUUAGAGAAGGUGAGAGGCUGUCACUGCUGGUGGAAAGAACACUACCUGCAAUUGGGAAUGUAACAGUGGAGUGGAGAAUUCAAGGCCCUCAACCUACACUGACAUUUGUGGAUACCUCUGGAGUUCUCUUCUUUAGUGAGGGAGAGCUGAAUGAUACGAUAGUGUUGCAGCUUCUUGAUGACAGCGCUCCUGAAGAAAGAGAGGAGUACAGAGUUGUUCUCUCGAACAUUCAGACUAAAGAUGUAACAGCCACUGGCGUGGCGGCGCUGGAUGUUCAGGGUCGUGAGUGUGUGGUCAGCGUGGAGGCCAGCGACGAGCCGUUUGGAAUGCUCAGCAUCGCUCCAUCCUCCCGCAGUGUGUCCACUGAGGAGAAGAACACCACAGUCAGGAUCUACAUUAACAGAGAGUUCGGAGCCUCAGGAGCAGUGAAUAUCAGCUAUGAGACAGUGAAAGGGUCUCUGCAGGACCUCAGGCAGGUUGAGGGGGCUUUGGCGGAACAGGGCCAGGACUAUCUGUACGCUUCCGGCUCUGUGGUGAUGCAGGAUGGCCAAACAUCUGUGUCCAUCCCCAUCACUAUUAUAGAUGAUGAUAUUCCAGAGCUGCAGGAAUUUUUCCUGGUGAAUAUCACAUCAGCUGUUCUGAUAAGCACCCUCCCAACUACUCCUAAACUAGAGGUGUACUAUACAUUAAAAGAUACUCAGGGAAUGGUAGCAGAAGUCAGGAUCAAUGCUAACGACGGGGUCCGCGGCAUCAUCAGCUGGCAAACCGUAGAUUAUGAAGUGAAUGAGACUAUUGGAGUGCUGACACUGGUGGCGUAUCGGCAUGCUGGGACGUAUGGAAACGUGUCUGUGUUCUUCUAUGCACAAAAUCUAGAGGCUCAGUUGGGCCUGGACUUUAACGCUACAGCAUCUACGCUCACCUUUAUGAAUGGAGAGCGGCAUAAAUUUGUAGAGGUGCUAAUCCUGGACGACCCCAUUCCAGAAGGAGAUGAGAAGUUUCAACUCAUUCUAACGAACCCCUCACCAGGGCUCGAGCUUGGAGAGAACACUACUGCGACGGUGACUAUCCUGGCCAACGACGACGGCCACGGCAUCAUUUCCUACAACAAAAGCGAGCACUUCCUACUGAGAGAGCCUUCCUCAAUGAUUGGCCUGGACCAGAGUGUGGCCACUCUCUACAUCGUGCGGAAUCCCCCGCAGGGCACAUUCGGCACUGUCUCUGUGCAGUUCUCCAUCACCGACGUCAACGGCACUCUCAACACCGAAGACCUCACACCAUCUGAGGGCUUUGUGGUUCUGGAGGAUGGAGUCAGAUAUAAGACUCUGGAGAUCUGGGCGGUUUUGGAUGCAGAACCAGAAAUGAACGAGACUUUCACAGUGACUCUCUUCAACCCCACCGGAGGAGCACGUCUGGGGGAGCCGACGCAGACGUUUAUCACUGUGCUCCAGAACCAGGCUCCACUGGGACUGUUCCGAAUAUCUCCCUCCAGCAACAGAACUCUGAGUUCUCUGACAGUAGAGGAGACUGUAGGAAGCGUGUAUCUGACGGUGUCUCGCAGUAAUGGACUGGAUUCUGCCGUCAGUGUGGAGUUUGAGACGCAGUCAGACACAGCAUUCGGCUUGAAGGGGGAUUUUCCUUAUCUGGCUGAGUAUCAGCGCUUCAGAGACACGCUGCCGGUACACUGGUGUUCUGAGUCCAGUGGAGACUCUGCUCUGCUCUUCAGGAUCGGGAGCAUAAACAACACGCAGGACCAGCUCACUCUCUACAUGUGGCAGGGAGUGUUCGUACCGGUUGAGACUGUGAGCGUGCAGAGGGCCUCCUCCUGCAUGGGUUUUACUGUAAACGGCACCGCCUAUGUGGCCGUGUCCCACGGAGACACCACAGAGUCGCCCACUGCCAAUCUCAGCCUGUUCCGCCUCCAGCCUGACCUCAAUCUUACUCUAGAGCAGACUGUGACUGUGGGAAGUCGUGAUGUUAGACCUUUCAAGGUCAACUCUCAGCAAUAUUUCAUAGCUUCAAACCAGGUGUUUAUUUGGACAGGAAGCUCUCUAUCUCUUCAUCACACUCUGGAGCUGCAGAACAUCACCGCUCUCUCUCCGUUCAUACGGGCCAGCGGAACCGGCCAGUACCUUACAGUCUGCAGGAACUCCGCUUCAUCCACCUGCCUGAUCUACCAGUGGAUCAGCGGGAGCUUUCAGAACCCUCAGCCACUGCCAGUCAACAACAGAGUCAAACAGGUGGAGUCCAUUCACACGGGAGGAGAUACGCUGCUGCUGAUAGUUACUGAAGGCCCAAAUCCAGUGUGUGAGGUGUUCUUAUGGGGUUCCCAACAAGCCUUCUUCCAAAAAACCCAGUCCAUCCCAUUCCCCAGCCUGUCCUCAGUCCAUGCCUUCACUCCUACAUCUGGCAUACCGCACCUCCUGCUUGCUGGAACGAAUGAAUCGGCUCUGUAUUCAUGGAAAUCUGAACUGAGCCAGUUCACUAAAGUCCUCAGCUCUUCUCCAGCUCAACAGUUCCUCUACCUGCCUGUUCCCUCACUAAACACCACAAAGAGUCUGAUCAUAGCCAGAGGAAGCUCAGACUCCAUCGCAUAUGAGCUGAUAUCAGUGUCCAACCAGUCCGACUUCAUCCCUCGUUCUGGUGAGCUGUUCUUCCAGCCAGGAGUCAGUGAGUUAGAGAUAGCUGUGAACAUAAUCGAUGACGAUGUUCCAGAGGAGGAACAGAGCUUCCGACUGAGCCUGAAGAAUCCCAAAGGAGGGGCAGAGAUCGGCUUUCGUGGUCAAGUGACUUUUGUCAUCCCGGCUAACGAUGAUGCUUACGGCAUUAUUGGUUUUACACAGAACUCUCUGUUUCGAGAGGUGGAUGAGCUGGAGAGGGACACGCCGGUCACUCUGAGUGUGGAGAGGAGAAGGGGAACAUUUGGCAAACUGACCGUCCGCUGGGCAGCCAACGGAAGUCUGGAGGACAUUUUCCCUACAUCAGGAGUGGUGACUUUCUCUGAGGGUCAGGCCGUAGCCACCAUCUCGCUGAACGUGUUAGCGGACAGUGUUCCAGAAACGGCAGAGAAAGUGACCAUCGUCUUAACAGAUGUCACCACAGUCGGGGUCAUCGACCUUUCCAGGAGAGCCGUGAUUGACCCGCAGCGAGCCAGAGCCGAGCUCACCAUUAAAGCAAAUGGCUCUCCGUAUGGCGUGAUUGGAUGGCACCUGGACUCACAGUACUUCAUCACGGCCGAACCUCCAAGGAGUCCAAGCAACAUCACACUGAGCAUAGUGAGAGAACAGGGGGCUUCUGGGAAUGUGGUGGUCUACUACACAACCAGGCCAGCUCUGUCAUUGCCACCAGUCAAUCAAGCCAGCGAGGGUGAGGACUACUUAGCUAAACAGGCUACAGUCGUUAUGAUGGAGCAGGCUGCUGUUGCUCUGGUAACCAUCACCAUCUUACCGGAUGACUUUCCAGAACUGGCUGAAACAUUUCUGGUGAAUAUCACUCACGUAGAAUUAAUGGGAGGUCAGACAGGAGCAGGACAGCCAAGCCUCAGAAGACCUGGGAUGGAGAUUGCUGAGAUCACCAUUCAAGAAAAUGAUGAUCCCAGAGGGGUCCUUCAGUUUAAUGUCUCCAGGGAUGCUUCUGGGGUAGUCUUUGGCCACGAGGUUCCUCCACCUGAUAACAUCCUUUAUCUACCGGUGGUGAGGCUGGCUGGUAGGAGUGACAGGAUCGUGGUGUUCUGGGAAGCUCAACCAGUCAUCGCCACUAUUGAGGACUUCACUCCAACUUCAGGAAACCUUACCUUUCAAGAUGGACAGGCAAGUGCCAUGAUUGAGAUCAACAUUAUUGAUGACACUAUUGUGGAGCCAAUGGAAUCAUUCCUUGUAAAGCUGACACGUGUGAUUGGAGGAGCAAGACUGGGAACAGACACUUCAGUCGUUAUCAACAUCCCCGCCAACGAUUCCCCGCUCGGCCGCUUCGGAUUCGAGGAGCUAACGAUCACUGUCUCUGAGCCGCAGUACACUGAUGAUCCCGCCUCCAGGGCUAAUCUAACAGUGGUCCGGAGUGCAGGAGGUGAAGGUACUGUUUAUCUGAUCUGGAUUCUGGAGCAGAAGGCAAGAGAUGACCUGCAGCCUCAUAACGGAACUCUGGUGUUUAAUGGAACUGAGUCUAGACAGACUCUGAUGAUCCAGGCUUUAGCUGAUGCUGUUCUGGAGGGGGAGGAGAGAUUCACCGUUCAGCUUCUAUCUGCAGAGAACGAGGCCGUCAUCAAUCCCACAAGAAACAUGGCCACAGUGGUGAUAAGGGCAGACCGUGGAGCUCUGGGAAUCGUAGGCGUAGCUGACACCUCCAGGAAUGUUAUUAUUGGGGAACCUCAGGGUGCCUACAAUGGCACGGCUCUGAUCAGUCUGGUCAGGGGUCCAGGCAUUUUUGGUGAGAUUGAGAUAUACUGGAACAUCACACCAGCUGUACCCGCUGAGUUCUUGGAGAUCUCAGGAAAGGUUAUAAUGAGGGAUCGGCAGUCUGCCGCCACCAUUCAGCUGAAGGCUCUGGAUGAUGAAAUCCCGGAGGAACGGCGGGUAUACGAGCUGAGGCUCGUGUCUCUGACUCCGGGAUCAGAGAUCAGCCCCAACAGACAAAGUGCCAUCAUCACCAUGGCUGCCAGUGACAUGCCCUAUGGCCUCUUCUCCUUCUCCCAGUCUUCCCUCAGCGCCUCCGAGGAGGACAGAUCAGUGAAUGUUACAGUGGUGCGCUCCAUGGGGCUCCUGGGCAGCGUGUGGGUCAGCUACCAGACAGAGGGCCGGACUGCAGUGAUCGGACUAGACUUUAACCAGUCCUCAGGCAGACUGCUGUUCAGUCCAGGAGACAGCUUCAAAAUCAUCACCCUGAAGAUCCUGGACGAUUCUCUUCCAGAGGGACCCGAAGAGUUCUACCUCAACAUCACUCAGGUGCAGCUUCUCAAUGACAGUGCAUUGAACUUUACCAUAAGGGAAGAAGGUCUGCAGCUAGAUCAGCCUCCAGCCAUUGGAAACAUCUCCUCUGUCAUGAUCCUCAUCCAGAAGAAUGACAACGUCGAGGGCAUCCUGGAAUUUGACCCAGAUUUCACCAAUAUUACUGUUGAGGAGGAAGUUGGCACUGUCUCUAUUCCUGUACUGAGGAGGGUGGGUACGUACGGGCAGGUCACUGCUGAGUAUUUCUCCAGAGGUGUUACUGCUGAACCUGGCGCUGACUACAUCCUUCCAAACGGUACCAUCACCUUCAGACCCGGCCAGAUCCUCAACCACAUCAACGUCACUAUAGUGGACGAUCUGGACAGGGAAUAUAACGAGAUGUUUGAGAUCCAGCUCACUGCAGCCACAGGGGGCGCUAUACUGGGUGCCCAGCUCAUCUCCCAGAUCACCAUCGCCAAGAGUGACUCGCCCAGCGGCGUGGUCCGCUUUGUCAACCAGAGCCUCAUCACCAUCCCCAACCCCAACAGCACCCUGAGGCUCAGCCUGGUGCUGGAGCGCGUCGGCGGGCUGGUCGGAGAUGCAAUGAUAACGUGGUACAUCCUGGGUCCCAACUCGAAUGCUGUUUUACCUCCUGUAAACACGGAUAUUGCUGAACCUGUGAACGGAUCGUUCGAGUUCAGAGAUGGAGAGGAAGGAGUGCGGGUGAUCGAGCUGCGGAUUCUGCCACAUGGAGAGGUGGAGGUGGAGGAAACUUUUGUUGUCAAGCUGCGCGUUGUGUCUGGAGAAAUGGGUGUUGACGCCAGAGCUGGCUCGGUUACACUCAGGAUUGCAAAGUUUGGUGACCCCAAUGGCAUAGUGCAGUUUACGGAUCCGGAUCUGAAAGAGCGUGUGUACAGCGAGCCUGCAGACGGUGAAAGACCACUUAACAUCUCCCUCCUCAUCACACGCAGAGAGGGAGUUAUGGGCAACAUCACUGUCUUCUGGGAGAUCUUUAGUGAAUCAGAUACGACGGGCGACUUCUCUGCUCUUCGUGGCUCCGCCAUCAUCCUGGCCGGUCAGCGUGUCGGAGAGAUAACCCUCAGCCUGCUCCCCGACUCCGUCCCAGAGCUGGAGGAGGUCUACACCGUCCAGCUGACCUCAGUGGAGGGCGGAGCUGAGCUGGACACCUUCCGCAGCACCACCCGCAUCCGUGUUCUCGCCAAUGAUGAGCCACACGGAGUGUUCGCCCUUCCACCAGAGCGACAGGCGCUGAUAAUUAAUGCUACUGACCGCUCCAGGCUUUUAGCUCUGAACAUCAGCAGGCUGGCUGGGGCGUUUGGUAAUGUCAGUGUUGGGUACAGGAUCAGCUACCCCACUCCUGGACAGAGCUUCACUGAAGAUAGAUCUACUGGCAGUGUGCUGGUGAGAGAUGGAGAGACGUCUGCGAGUGUUACUGUGCCAGUCAGCACACAGGUAUUCUUUGCGACCGGCUUUAACAUCACGGUGGAGCUGACUAAUGCGACUCUAAUAGGACCUAUAUUCAGCUCUUCUCCUCGACUGCAGCUUGAAGCAAGGACUGCUGUUCUGUCUGUGCCUGAGGAAGCAGCGAAUGCUGAGGUGGGCUUUGCCUCCUUGGCGCUGCACGUGUCUGAAGUGGUGAGUGGUCAGUGUGAGGCGGUAGUGAGCAGGACAGGCCUGUAUGGAGAUGUGGAUGUGCAGUGGAGGGCUGGAUUCCCUGCUGGCCAGAGUCCAUCAGGCUACCAGCCAGGAGCAGUCACCCCCAGCUCAGGCACUGUGACGCUCUCUCACGGUCAGAGGAGUCAGAUUAUACCCCUCUCUGCUGCGUAUAAUAUAUCUGAACCUGUUGUACACGCUGUUCACCUGACCAGUGUAGACUCCAGAGCACCAGGGGGAGCCAGACUCAGGCCUGGAUACACAGUAGCAGAGGUGGAGCCUUUGGGUCUGUAUCGAUUCUCCCCCGAAUCUCAGCAUCUGGUCAUCGAGGAGGACGUCCGAACCAUCACCCUCUAUGUUCAGCGCCUCUACGGUUUCCGUAGCAACCGGACCCAGCUGUAUUACAAAACCUCGCCGGGCAGCGCCACCCCUGGUGAAGAUUUCACCCCUGUGCCUGAUGGUCAGCUGCUGUUUGACGGCCGCCAAACAUCCGCCGCCAUUCGCUUAUCGAUCCUUGAUGAUUCUCUGACAGAACCGGACGAGACGUUUUACGUGAACCUAACCGAUGUUCGAGUUCUUAGCGCCAGCUAUCCUUCACCCACUGCCCGUCCACGGAUCGUGCCAGAGAACAGCGUUUCCACCAUCACAAUCCUCACCAACGAUGCUGUGAGUGGACUGUUAAGCAUUGGGCCAUCGUUGGUCCGCACUUCUGAAGAUGCUCAGGAGGGGGCGGCACCUCAAAAAGUAGUGCUAAGAGUGCGCAGGACCGUGGGGCAGACCGGGGUGGUUAGUGUCAGGGUUCGUGCGUACGCUGGAGGUCUGGUGGGUCCGGGGCUGGACGUGGCUCCAUUCCUUCAGGAGAGGAACCUGACCUGGGCUAAAGAAGGAGAAGACUUCACGAUGGAGCCUCAGAUAGUGACGCUGACGGAGGGUCAGAAAGAAGCAGAGGUCAGCUUCUUCAUCCUGGAUGACCUGGAGCCAGAGGGACAGGAGGUCUUCUUCAUCUACCUCAGCGAUGCGGAGGGGGGGGCACAGAUAGUCAGCUUGCCAGAUGAGAGUGGCUUCACUUCCUUUGCCAAAAUUAUUAUUCUUGGGAGUGAUCUUCACAAUGGAAUUGUGGGUUUCAGUUUAGGUUCCCAGUCAGGUCAGGCUCUGGAUGAAGACUCUCGUAACAGGACGGCCUUACUCUUUCUCCAGAGGCAAGAAAACAGAGCGUUUGAGGAUGUUUACGUGUACUGGCGAGCCACGUUCAGCACUGCAGCUCAUACUCUGUUCAGUCAGGGAGUGAAUUUGACGCGAGAGCUGCUGCAGACGUCGGGCAGAGCUCUGUGCAGGAAAGGAGAGGUGCUCUGCCUCCUACGUCUGGAGGUCCGACCAGAUCAGGACCCAGAGUUUGCGGUGUGGUUUCUGGUGGAGAUCUAUGAGGUGGGAGAGGGAGCUGCCAUUAACCAGACUGCCCGCUUUGCGAACGUCACCAUGCUGGAGAGUGAUGACCCUCGAGGGCUGGUGUACUUCGCCGUAGGUUCCAGGCUGCCAGUGGCUACGCUCCGAGCCACCACAGUCAGUCUGCAGGUCUACAGGGAUGCCAGCGUGACAUCUGCUAUCUCUGUGAAGUACUCUAUGCAGGAGCUGCCCAAGGCCGAGCCGGUGGGCCCCUCGUUGAUCUGGCCUGCCGUUGCCGGGAUGGAUUUCACCAUGGCCGAGGGCACCCUCACCUUUGACGUCGGGCAGCAGAGUGCCGGUCUGGACGUCGCCCUCACCCCCAAAACCGGAUCCUCCAACCCCACACCCAAACGGUUCCGCGUAAUUCUCUCAGACGCCACCGGGGGCGCCAGAGUUCACCCCGAGUACGGCAUAUCUAACGUGACUCUGGUUUCGGACGCUGAGACGCAGGCGGUGUGGGCCCUGCUGGAUCAGCUCCAGCAGCCUCUGGAUGAAGCAGUCAUUAACAGGGUGCUGCAGGGGCUCAUUAAUAAAGUCAGUGUGGAAAACACACAGGAACAGCAGACUGCAGUGCUGGAUGCAGUGAGCAAGAUCUUGAUCGUGGCGGAGCAGACACCCCUGGAGCAGAGCAGUCACGGUUUGACCUAUGACCUGCUCUGUGCCCUGGCUAAGCCUUCCCGAGCAGACACGAGAGGACUGAGCCACCUGUCCGAGGUGGCCGAGCGCUUCGCCUUCUCUCUGGUCACUGACCUGCCUUGUGGGGGCGAGGGUCAAAGAGGAAAGACAAUUCUGGACUCCUGUCCCUACAUGACUAUCUCUGCUUACAACUGGUACCCAACACAGAUCAACAGCCACACCUUCACAGGCAAAAACGGAGAUACCUUCACCCUGCCUGAGACCCUGCUAGAGGUACCUGCACUUCCUGGGGGUGAAAUGGCGCCCUCUGCCUGCCAGAAAGUGCACUUCAUUGAGUACAGCACUGAACACUGGUUCCUUACCAACAAAGCCAGUGCUCUCAACGACAAGGUGUUUUCUGUCAGCAUACAGGGCAGGGGAUCGAGACCUCUAGCAGAUGGUAAGGAGGUGGUCUACCGCAUUCACACUCCAGACCGGAGGGUCAAACCUCGACAAUCUCUGUGCCUUCUGUGGAACCAGGCUGCUGAGAGCUGGUUGUCUGAUGGUCAGUUCUGUCGCGUGGUGGACGACACUGAGAACUUUGUGGAGUGCGCCUGCACACACCUGUCCAUCUACACAGCGUACGCAGAGAUAGGAGCACUGUCCACAUAUAAUGAGGCGUUCUAUGCUGCUGGAUUCAUCUGCAUCUCAGGGUUUGCCUUGGCCAUCAUAUCCCAUGUGCUGUGCUCUAGAUUCCCCAUGUUUGCUGCCAAACUGCUCACACAUAUGAUGGUGGCCUGUCUGGGGAUGCAGAUUUGCUUCCUGGUGUCUGCAUUCAGAGGCAAGAUGUUCAAUAAGGACGGCUGUGCUGCUCUGGGCCUUUUCUUCCACUACUUCCACCUCAGCCAGUUCAGCUGGAUGCUCAUACAGGCUAUAAACUUCUGGCAGACGCUGGUGAUGAAUGACGAGCACACAGAGAGACGCUAUCUGCUGUACUUCCUGCUGAGCUGGGGGCUUCCUGCCCUGGUCAUCAUUGUCCUCGUCAUCGUGCUGCUGGGAGGUUAUGGAUGGAACAUUCAUGAAGUCUAUGGACUAGUACAGGGAGAUCUGUGCUUCAUCCCAAACAUAUACGCAGCACUCUGUACAGCUGCCUUCGUUCCUCUCAUCUGUUUGGUGGGGGUGUUGGUGGUCUUCAUCCAUGCCUACCACGUCACACAGCAGUGGAAGGCCUAUGAUGACGUGUACAGAGGUCGCACCAACAGCUCAGAGGUUCCGAUGGUGCUGUAUCUGUUUGCCCUGGUGACACUGGUGUGUCUGUGGGCCGGCCUCCACAUGGCGUACAGAUAUCUCUGGAUGCUCAUUCUUCUCGUCAUCUUCAACGUAUUUCUGGGUCUGUAUGUGUUUGCGGUUUACUUCAUCAUGCAUAACCAGCUGUGCUGGCCGGCCAAGGCGAGUUACACAGUGGAGAUGAAUGGCCACGGUGGUCCUGACGGCGUCUUCCAGAGCACUGGUGCUGCCACUGUAGGAGGAGGAGAGAUAAGCAAGUCCACUCAGAACCUCAUCAGCGCUAUGGAGGAGAUCUCUGCGGACUGGGAGAGAGCAUCUCUGAGGCCGAGCAGUCAGCCCAGCAGCGUCUUCAAACAGGGAGCUGAAGACAUCACUUAUCCUUCUGAAGGCGGCUUCAUUAACACAAACCUAGUCCAAGACGAGGAGUCGCAGGAGUUUGAUGACCUUAUAUUUGCCUUAAAGACCGGUUCCGGCCUAAACUUGAGUGACAACGAGUCGAUCCCCGGCAGUCACGACGGUGGGAGUGUGUCCAACUCUCAGAUCGUAGAGCUGCGGCGGAUUCCCAUCGCGGACACACACCUGUAACCUCCUCGCUGCUUUUGUACUGACCGUAAACUGAACGUGUUCUGAACGUGUUCUGAAGACGUAAACCAACCAACAGUAUUUUGUACCUGUACCUCCUUUGCACUAAAAUUGGAGCAGUUUCUUCUCUUGUAGUUUUUUGGUGAGCUGUUAAAUUUUUUAUACCGGGAAUUUGUUGAUAUUUCUGACCUUUUUAUAAAUAUAUAUUUGUGAAUAUACAGUAUAAUUGUUACUACUUUCAUUUUGUGAUGUUUUUAAUGGGAUGUCUGAGAUGUAAAUAUCUUGUACUGUGUAGAUGGAGAAGCGCACACACACACACAUUCACACACGCACAUAUACACUCACACACUCACAGGCUGGCCCCGGAGUCCAGCCGCUGGAUUUGUGUAACACAGAUAAUAAAUAAUUCAACAGCUGUUUUA
Molecule: messenger RNA, 19437 nt
Organism: Astyanax mexicanus (Mexican tetra)
Lineage: Eukaryota; Metazoa; Chordata; Actinopteri; Characiformes; Acestrorhamphidae
Gene: adgrv1
Product: adhesion G protein-coupled receptor V1
Exons: 92
Coding region: 347-19018 (6223 amino acids)
Biological process (GO): G protein-coupled receptor signaling pathway; negative regulation of adenylate cyclase activity; cell communication
Cellular component (GO): membrane
Molecular function (GO): G protein-coupled receptor activity
Source: RefSeq, a predicted model, not a curated record